AUGCAAGCGAUCAAAUGCGUGGUUGUGGGCGAUGGAGCGGUGGGUAAGACCUGUCUGCUCAUCAGCUACACCACCAAUGCCUUUCCCGGAGAAUACAUCCCCACAGUUUUUGACAACUAUUCUGCCAAUGUUAUGGUGGAUGGGAAACCGGUGAAUCUGGGCCUUUGGGACACAGCAGGACAGGAAGACUACGACAGGCUGAGACCUUUGUCCUAUCCUCAGACGGAUGUGUUCUUGAUAUGCUUCUCGCUGGUCAGCCCGGCCUCCUUUGAGAACGUCCGAGCUAAGUGGUACCCAGAAGUGCGGCACCACUGCCCCAACACCCCCAUCAUCCUGGUGGGCACCAAGCUGGACCUGAGGGACGACAAGGACACCAUCGAGCGUCUGCGGGACAAGAAGCUCUCCCCCAUCACCUACCCCCAGGGCCUGGCCAUGGCCCGAGAGAUAGGAGCUGUGAAGUACCUGGAGUGCUCUGCUCUGACCCAGCGAGGCCUGAAGACCGUUUUCGACGAGGCUAUUCGAGCUGUGCUCUGUCCUCCACCCGUGAAGAAGAGGGGGAAGAGGCGUGCUUUAGCCUCUGUGAGCCCCUCUGUGAGCCCCUCUGUGAGCCCCUCUCUGAGCCCCUCUCCGCACUCAGUCAUCUCAGAGCAGUACUCUUCACUUCACUCAAAGGUGGGAGAGCACAUCCACGGCAAAAUGGACAUCGUAAAUAAGUGUGUGUGUCUCUGGAGCGUUGUGGCUGCGCUGACGGUGCUGCCUCCAAACAAGGCUCUGCUCAAACGGACUUCAUGA
Messenger RNA from Knipowitschia caucasica, 792 nucleotides. NCBI's taxonomy places the organism in Eukaryota, Metazoa, Chordata, Actinopteri, Gobiiformes, Gobiidae. The record is from the annotation of a GenBank genome assembly.